AUGACGAUCAAAAACUGUGCUUCUAAUUUCCAUGAAGUUUUUGAAGCCUUUGAGAGAAGGAACUCGAAUCAACUGUUUCAAAACUGUGUAGAAGUGCAGAAAGUUGUUGACUGCCUGUCUGUUCCCCGCUGUCCCGGUGACCUUCUUACUACGUUCCGUUCGCUCUUGAUUACAACAGCGAGUUUGAUGAAACAAAGCGGUUUGUGUCCAAGCUUGAAUUAUGCUGGGUUAAAGCGAUACAUAACAGGUAAUACAAUGAUUUGUCAUAAAAACGGCCCAUGGUUUGAUGAAUGUGAACGUCAAUGUUUGUGUUACAAUGGCGAACUUUUAUUCUGUCAUCGGAUCAGAAAAGACUUUACAGCUAUGACCCUCGAGGAACGAAGGAGAUUCACAAACGUUCUCAAAACCGCUGCGACAAACCCUAUUUACAAAGAUGAGUACAGAAGGAUCUGCAAUGUUCAUGCACGGAUGCCGACCAAACUACUCCAUCACAUGCCUCAGAUCUUUCUACCCUGGCACAGAUGGUAUUUGCUGGAGUUUGAAAACAUCCUUCGUCAAGUUGACUGUAGGGUUACAGUUCCCUAUUGGGACUGGAGUAAGGACGAAAAACACUGGGCCCGAGAAACGGAGGCAAACGAUGUUUGGAAUCUAGGUCCUCACGGUUUGGGGGGUGACGGUACUUUGUCUGAUGAUUGUGUCAGAGACGGGCCUUUUAAGAAAGAUGCUUUCUUUAUACCUGAAGAUAUUGGACAAGGCUGUUUACAAAGACGUUUUAACAUUUCAUGUUUCCUUCCAGGCGAAGACGUGAUUCAAAAAAUAACAAAGGAUGCAAAUUUUACUGCGUUUGAAAAGUUUGUUCGGGAAAAAGUGCAUCCUGCUUUUCACGACUGUGUUGGUGGCCAUAUGUUAAAACAUCACUCGGCUUCGUUCUCUCCGGAGUUCUGGAUUCAUCACAGCUUCAUAGAUAAACUCUGGGCAGAUUGGCAGAUGAACGGAGCCAGUCACACGUUUGAGUAUUUCAUCAACAUAACCUUUGAGAUGCCUUUGAGCGGACGGUUUUCAUGGGAACUGUUAGAUAAUCAUAACUUACCCGGUGGAGUUAAAAUCCUCUAUGAGAAUCCAGGGGAUUCCACUCUUAAUUCAAGGCUGAACAGUUUUGUUUAAAAGUUACACACCUUUGUGGCUGUGUCUGAUUGAUGUGAUAAGUUUCAAGUUUACCAUGAAGAAAAUGGACUUGUUAUCUCAGAGGGAAAGAUAUAUUUUCGCUUGUUGUCAUGGA
Molecule: messenger RNA, 1279 nt
Organism: Pocillopora damicornis (cauliflower coral)
Lineage: Eukaryota; Metazoa; Cnidaria; Anthozoa; Scleractinia; Pocilloporidae
Molecular function (GO): oxidoreductase activity
Source: RefSeq, a predicted model, not a curated record